This is a messenger RNA of Didymodactylos carnosus, 420 nucleotides long. NCBI's taxonomy places the organism in Eukaryota, Metazoa, Rotifera, Eurotatoria, Philodinida, Philodinidae. The record is from the annotation of a GenBank genome assembly.
AUGCAGAGAAAAUGGUUUCUCUACGAUAGUGAUAAUGGUGCAUAUGAACGUAUGAGACUCCCGAGAGAAAUUCGAUAUUUUGUCCCGAUGACUAAGGCCGCAUUGUUCAAUGCAAUACAACAAGCUGGCGGAAAAAACACAGUUUGCAUUUACACUAGUGCCAAAACUAGUUUGGAAGACGUACAACAAAUAGCUAGCUGUUGUGAAGUGCACUCAAUAUACGUGUGGGGUAUUCCUGAAGAUGUGAUGCGUUUGCAAUCACUUGGCAACGGAAAAGUAUUUAGUCGUGAAACGGCAAAUGAUCGAAUAGAGAUUGAGUUAAAUGAAACCGAACAAAAGCGAUUGAAAAAUGAACUAAUGAUGCUCAACUUUUUUCAACUACCACCAUCCACUCGAGGUAUACCACCACAAGAAAAUUAG